This is a messenger RNA of Pseudovirgaria hyperparasitica, 360 nucleotides long. RefSeq lists its product as uncharacterized. The transcript has 2 exons. The coding region runs from base 1 to 360 and encodes 119 amino acids. Gene Ontology annotation, biological process: proton motive force-driven ATP synthesis. Lineage: Eukaryota; Fungi; Ascomycota; Dothideomycetes; Acrospermales; Acrospermaceae. Gene Ontology annotation, molecular function: proton transmembrane transporter activity. The record is from RefSeq and is a predicted model, not a curated record.
AUGUCUGCCUCUCGAUUCCUCCGUCCUCUCGCCCGGGCGCUCCCACGCCAGCCGGUCAUUCAACAGUCGGCCAUCGUCCGUCCUGCCGCCAUCGCAUCUUUCAGCACUCAAACUCGCGUCUCCCAACCUACCAAGAAUGCGCCCGCAAAGAUCACCCGUGUCGCUUUGCCCGAGGAGAAGAAGGCAGGCAAGAUGGUCGCUCUCCAGUCUGCUAUGCCCCAGCUCAUCCCCUUUUUCUUCGUCAACGAGGUCACGUUUGCCUGGAUCCUGCUCCCGACCCUGAUCUACGUUUUCUCCAAGUACCUCCUUCCCCAGAAGGUCCGCCUCAUGGCCGCCCGCAUGUUCAUCAGCAAGCUAUAA